UGGAUGAGGCAGGACGACAUGUACCGUCGUCGGGUGAGGGGAGGGCCCACGGACUUGAUGACAGGCCCUGCCCACUUACAGGCUCAUAUCUGCGGAGCUGCCUGUCUGCUCAGCCGCUGUUGCCUGCAGACAGACAGCUGGAGUUCCUGACACUGAAGGUAUCCGAGCAGCAGCGAGCCAGAGCCGGUGGGUGGAGGCAGAGAGACCGCAGCUGCUGUCCCUCGCGGAGGAAGAAAGGAGUCGCCAGCACUAACACACACCCACGGAGCUGUCUGAAAGCCAGGACCUCGACAGGUUGGGAGAGCAGGCAGCAGACCCGACCAGACAUCUGCGACGGUGCAGCAAGAUGGCGUCCAUACCCGAGUACUACGCCGGCAAGAGCGUGCUGAUCACCGGAGCCACGGGCUUCAUGGGGAAAGUUCUGGUGGAGAAGCUGCUGAGGUCCUGCCCUGAAGUUAAAGCCCUCUACAUCCUGGUCAGACCCAAAGCUGGACAGUCGAUGAAGCAGAGGGUCAGCGACAUGAUGAAAUGCAAGCUUUUCGACCGAGUGAGAGAGGACAAUCCCGAUUUCCACCAGAAAAUCAUCCCAAUCAGCAGCGAGCUGACGCAGCCCGGCCUCUCCAUCAGCUCGGAGGAUGUGGCGAAGCUCACCGCCUGCAUCAACAUAGUCUUCCACUGCGCCGCCACCAUCCGCUUCGACGAGCCUCUCAAACACGCCCUGCAGCUCAACGUGAUCGCCACACAGCAGCUCCUCAGCCUGGCCCAGCAGAUGCACCACCUUGAGGCCUUCAUCCACAUCUCCACCGCCUAUGCAAACUGCAACCGCAAGCACAUCGAUGAGGUCAUCUACCUGCCACCAGUCGAGCCCAAGAAGCUCAUCGAGUCUUUGGAGUGGAUGGACGACGGGAUCGUGCGGGACAUCACGCCGCGGCUCAUCGGCGACAGGCCCAACACAUACACCUACACCAAAGCCCUGGCCGAGUAUGUGGUGCAGCAGGAGCAGGACAAGCUCAGCAUCGGCAUCAUCAGACCCUCCAUCGUUGGAGCCAGUUGGCAGGAGCCGUUCCCAGGUUGGAUUGACAACUUCAACGGGCCGAGCGGCGUUUUUAUAGCUGCGGGGAAGGGGAUCCUGCGCACCAUGAGGGCCAGUAACGACGCGGUGGCUGAUCUCAUCCCCGUGGACGUGGUCAUCAACCUGACUCUGGCAGCUGGCUGGUACACGGCGGUGCACAGACCUAAAACGGCUCUGGUGUACAACUGCACGACCGGCGGGAUCAACCCAUUCCACUGGGGAGAGAUCGAGCACCACGUGAUCUCCUCCUUCAAGAGAAACCCUUUGGAGCAAGCCUUCCGCCGGCCAAAUGCCAACAUCACCUCCAACUACCUGAUCAACCAGUACUGGAUCCUGGUCAGCCACAAGUUCCCGGCCUUCAUCUACGACCUCUUCCUCCGUCUGUCUGGACAGAAGCCGCAGAUGAUGCGCAUCUUCAACCGCCUGCACAAGGCCAUCAGCCUGCUGGAGUACUUCAGCAGCCAGGACUGGGAGUGGAACUCCGACAACAUGAACAUGCUGAUGGGCCAGCUGACCCCUAAGGACAGGAAGAUGUUUAACUUUGAUGUGCGUCAGCUGAACUGGCCCGAGUACAUCGAGAACUACUGCAUCGGCACCAAGAAGUACGUUCUGAAUGAAGACAUGUCUGACAUUCCUGCUGCCAGGCAGCACCUGAGGAAGCUCAGGAACAUCCGCUACACCUUCAACACACUGUUAGUCGUUUUCAUCUGGCGGGUGUUCAUCGCCCGCUCCCAGAUGGCCAGAAACAUCUGGUACUUUGUGGUUAGCCUCUGUUUCAAGUUCCUCUCCUACUUCCGUGCAUCCAGCACCUUAACCAACUGAGUCUUCCUCACCGCCCAGAGCCAGCGACGGCAGGCCUAGCCUUUAGCCGUCAGCAGGGAAAAUGUCUGAGUUCUCAGUGUGGACAAAUGGGGCUCUCUACGGGAGGGGGCUGCAGCUGAGUGAGGCACUCAGAAGGAGAACAACGAGGUCUACUAGCCAUGAAAUUGUUUUGUUUGGAAAUGUGUCAUCGGUACCUAAACUCCUCAGUGAGAGAACCCAUCCAGCGAAGUGUUGUCCUUCAUUUUGUACCUAAUGUUUUCUUCGAAGUGGCCAAAUAUAUAUGCAACAAAACGCCUUUCGUGCAACUUCUAGAUUCUUCUCCAUCCUCUUGAAUCUCGAUACGUUACAUUGCCUUGUAAUGCUUUUUCCUCCCCUUACUUGAAUUUCAUCAUCAUGUCACAGAACAAUUUCUUUUUUACAGACAGAAACUGUAUUCUUUCUCUGAUUGAAUGAUUGAUUUAGAUAUCUCCAUUUUAUCUAGACUUGUACUUCUACUGCCUUUCGAAGAUGACACUGAUGGCCCACUUCUCCUCCUUCUCAAAGCCAAAACACGUUAUUCAGACGAGUUUUAAAGCUAAACUCCAACCACACCACAUGGGAUAUCUGCCAGCUAUGCUGCAGAGUUUGUCACUAAUGUGUUGUCAUGGUAACAAUGUCAGUAUGUCUAUGUGGUUGUCUACUUUGGGCCUGUUUGUACAGCAGUUUGUACGGAGCUACGUUUGCUACUUUUACAUCUUUAUACUUGCAUCAAAGGCUAGUCUUAGAGUUGGCCCUUGGCAGUGUGGUGUCUAUAAAUAAAAGUACAUCAGAGUGAUGUUUAUUUAUAACUUACUAUACAAUGAUCCUCAUUAAGGUUCUUAACAAGCUAAGAGAAUUACCCUCAGAAAAAUAAACGGGAACUAUUUGAGUGAACGUUGCUGCUGUUUGAAAUGCCAAAUGAAGAAUUGUAACCCAAAUUCAAUAGUUUUAUACAAAGUAUAAGAAGUUUAAAGUCAAAGGCACGGCUUAGACCGAGCAGUUGGGGGAAGGAGGAGGCUUGAGUCACCUUAAAGAUUUCUGUCCAAUACGAUAUAAAAGCAGCUGGUUACCCAGAGCAGUGGUUCCCAAUCUGGGGUCCAUGACCCCCCAAAGGGUUCCCGCUAGAUUGCAGAAGGUCACAAUCUAGUCUCUGCUGAGGUUGUGAGAGUUAUAACUCUGUAUAACAGGGUCCCUGUGGGAAAAAAGGGUUGGGAACCACUGCUCUAGAUAAUCCACACAAGCAGGGAAGGAAUAAGCGAUGCUUAAAGAGGCCAAAACGUGAAGAUCAGUGACUGACUGGAGAUGAGCAGCACUUACUUUUCCCCUUUGCCAGGAAAAAAAAUCUUCUACAGAUGUGGACUGCAUGUUAAUUCUCUUCAAUCAGAUUUAAAUGUUAAAAGAUUGACCCACCUGCAGAUGAACUGUAAAUGAGCUAACUACAUCAAGAGAAAUCUAAGGGACCGAGUACAGAGCCAUGAGGGAUGCCGCACGAUACUGAACAGAAAACUAGAGAGCUAUUUAUAAAUAAUAAAACCACAGUGAGAGUUGGUGAACUAGACCCACGUUUUAGACCAGCCUGGCAUCCUUCACCCCAGUUCUUUCACAUGGUUUCCAUAACAAACAAACUUUUUAGUUUGACUGCUUUUGAUUUGCUUUUCGCUUGUUUUCACAGAGCUUCCCUCUUGUCUACUAAGUGUUCAGUGUGACGGGCAAGUCUUGUGUUGACUAAACAAAUUAGGUGAAACUGCAGUAUUCGUGUCCACUGACGUUUGACUAAAUAAUCACAAGGCUUCAUGGGAGAAAAAGGGACAGAAGUGUUUUAUGCAAAACUGGUGUCUGGUCUAACCGUCUGUCCAAAGCCUGCAAUGAAGCGAUUUUGUGGAGUUGUCCUCGAGGAGCUACAGGGCUAUAUUACUGCCGUGUCCGUUUGGUAACACAACACCGCUGACUAAACGCAGAGAUGGGACCAAGGAUCUUAUUCUGACUGGUUGUCAUUUAGCAAAUGUUUUGACCACCUGUGUUUCCCAUUCAGAUAACACUGAAACUCUGCUUGGCAAAACUGAAAUAAAGGACUUUUUUUUAUUAA
Nothobranchius furzeri (turquoise killifish) is the source of this 3998-nucleotide messenger RNA. Its product is annotated as fatty acyl-CoA reductase 1. Gene Ontology annotation, molecular function: alcohol-forming very long-chain fatty acyl-CoA reductase (NADP+) activity. Gene Ontology annotation, biological process: long-chain fatty-acyl-CoA metabolic process. Gene Ontology annotation, cellular component: peroxisome. NCBI's taxonomy places the organism in Eukaryota, Metazoa, Chordata, Actinopteri, Cyprinodontiformes, Nothobranchiidae. The record is from RefSeq and is a predicted model, not a curated record.